AUGCGUCCCCAGUUGUUGCCGUUCCUCGCCGCCGUCCUACUGAGCCUGUGCUGGACGAGCGCCGAGCACAAGGAUGUCUUUCUCGAGACGGACAGAUCCUACAAGUACGACCUUCCAUCGCCGGGCAAGCCAGGUGCGAACAGCAACUGCACCGGAAAGUGCGUGCAUGUUUUUAUGGGACUUCUGUGCGACUUCGUCGACGACAACGCCGACUGCGGUGAACAGUUUCUGCGCUGCUGCGUUGGAGGCAUCUUCAGCCGGGGGUUUACCAGAAAGUCCGGAACAAGCGUCGACAUGAUGGAUGACAGUCCCACGGAACAACAGAUACCUAACGACGUCACGACUCCGUCGCCCUCAAAUGACGACCACCCUGUGGCGGAUCCACCGCCACCUAAAGAACCCAAACCCACCCAACCUACUAGCCCAGAAAAAGAAAAUGCUGACCAAGAACCGCUAACAGCGAUGGAAUCUCUGCAAUCGCCUCAGAUUGAGUCUCCUCUACCGGAGCCCGCUGAGUCCACCAGAGGUAAUUCGUGCCCGGGCUCUUGCGUGAUGCCCCUUUUGGGCCUGCUUUGUGGUACCAUCAGCCGGAACCACAGCUGCAGCGAAGGGCGUGUCUGCUGUGCUACAUCAACGGCACAGAGCGAAGACACAGUAGAAGCAACGACCGUUGAUCCAGUUCUUGACUCGACUACUAGGACCCCUGUCACCCGAAGCGCGUGUCAUGGGCGUUGCAUUCCAAUGUACCUCAGCAACACGUGCAAACGACCAAGUGUCAUUCUGAUAUCAAAGAGUGUGUCGUGCUCUUCGGGCAUGAUUUGCUGCAGCAGAGGUCUAGAAGGUCACAGCAAGUACGGCACAAAAACUGAAGUAGAGCACAUAGAUCAGGAAGACUCAGGUGGUGCUAACCCCAGUUCAGAAACAUCUACAGAGGCAAAAAAGCUAGCUCCACCACCUCGUGAUGAGCAGCGUCCUCGACCGAUUGCGAUCCCUAUCCACCGCUCCCGUCCCCAGGGUUACCCUAAACCGACAAGGCCUUUGCGAAAACCCUUUUCGAAACAGCCGUCAGUAAAACCACCAGACUAUCAUGAAAACAACUAUAACUACUACGGCUCCACGAACGAGGAAGACGAAUCGUCCCAGGAACACUCGCAAACAAGAAGACCACCGUACUAUAUUAAGAUAAGGCAUCCAAGUCUGGGUCCACCUGUUCUUCCCACGCCACCAUACCACGAUGCUGGCAGUCGUCCAGACGUUCCCUCCAAGUUUAGUGAUAAGCAAGACAUAGACAACAAAUUCGGCCGGCCGCCCACCACAGAACUACGCAACCUGUCUGCCACUGUGACUGUGCCAAGGAGACCACCACAAUCUUCUGGUCGCCGCCCUCCACCUCUCAUUCAGGCAACAGCUGGAUCAGCAGUUGGCGAAGUAUUUCCUGUCCGCGUUCCGUUGCCGUCCUCCGACUACGACGAGGAACACAGGUCCUGGCUGCAGCGCGUUCAUGAGCUGGCGAAGAAGCGAGCACCACCGAGGCCACAAGAACCAGGUUACUCUCAGCAGGGAGGAAACAAAAGGCGAAAACCAAAUUGGCAGCACUCCAUUAAACCCCACGAAUCAGAAUUCGGAAACCCGUGGAACAUGCCGAUUCCCAGCGAUGGCAAAGAUAUCCAUCAUUUUUCAGCAUCCACUUCAAACUCCGGUUGGAUUCCUUUUCAUCAGGCGUACCAGCCUGUCAACAAGCAGAAGGUUGCCGAGAAUCACCACAACAAUAGCUCUGAGUUCACGCCUAUGAGAGGAGUCUUCCAGAACCCCAACCAAGAGCCGAGGGAUCCGAACGUGUGCGGUGUCCGAGGUGUGAAAAACCGCACAAACCACCCCCAAAGUCAAGGCGGAACAGAAGCCAGGCCUGGAGAGUGGUGCUGGCACGCUGCCAUCGUAAACCGGAAGAACCAGUACAUAUGCAACGGAGCUCUAAUCAGCGCGCAGUGGGUUCUUACUGCAGCUGACUGCGUGCUCAACCAUACGAAUGCAACGGAAAACAUCUACGUUCGACUGGGCUACACGGACAUCAUGAGUCCUUACAACCCGCCGGGCGCGCAGACGAAGACGGUCGCUAAAGCCUACGUUCAUCACAGCUUCAAUAAGGACACACUCGCCAAUAACAUCGCACUGCUCAAGCUCAAGGACAUUGUGGAGCUCAACGGUGCCGUUUGCGUUGUAUGCCUUCCUCACAAGCAAAAACUAGCUUUGGAGCAGCGUUCUGAAAAUGAGGACUGCGUGGCCACCGGUUACGGUUCGAGCGCGAAAGAAGAUGACCUCACCUACAACUAUCCCAGGUUGAAAGAAGCAUCGGUCGCGGUACUCAGGUACUCCGACGGAUGUCCAACCACGGAGCCUAGGGCAAGACAGCUAGAGCUGGCAAUGGACGUGACCGGGAGUUACUUCUGCGCUGGUCAUGGAGACGUCGAGGAAGACUGUCGAGGAGAUCCCGGACGGUUACUCGUGUGCCCCAAUGGGGAUUAUUUCGAGAUAUCAGGAAUCGCGUCGCAGGGUCUCAGCUGCGGAGGUCCCGACGCGCUCGCCCUUUACACCAAUGUGUCAUCUUACUCCGGCUGGAUCAACCAAAUUGCAAACGUUAAUCGUUUCUGA
This is a messenger RNA of Ixodes scapularis (black-legged tick), 2649 nucleotides long. Its product is annotated as protein masquerade-like. The transcript has a single exon. NCBI's taxonomy places the organism in Eukaryota, Metazoa, Arthropoda, Arachnida, Ixodida, Ixodidae. The coding region runs from base 1 to 2649 and encodes 882 amino acids. Gene Ontology annotation, molecular function: serine-type endopeptidase activity. Gene Ontology annotation, biological process: proteolysis. The record is from RefSeq and is a predicted model, not a curated record.